AUGACGGCAAUGAAUGGACAAUGGAUUGGGAAAAGAGCGGUGAGGACGAAUUGGGCGACGAGGAAACCGCAAGAUGAGAACAGGAAUACCCUCACUUUUGAACAGGUGUUCAACUCGACGAAAUCCGAUAAUACAUCAGUUUAUGUAGGAAAUAUCAGUCAAACGACUACAGAAGAAACAGUUCGAGAUCCAUUCACUAGAUAUGGUGACAUUGCUGAGAUUCGAAUGUUUAAAGCUCAAGGAUACGCUUUUGUUAGAUAUGAAAAGAAAGAGGAUGCGACAAAAGCGAUAAUGGAAAUGAAUGGGAAAGAGAUUUCGGGGAAUGUGGUCAGAUGUAGCUGGGGAAGGACGGCACAGUCACAGAUUGAGUCAGCUCAAGCGCCUCUGUUCGCCGAUUUGACGGGUUCCCUCCUCUCAUCACCACUCAUGCAACAAUCAGCAAUCACUUCAACUCUUCCCACUCUCACCACAGCCACCAAUCCAUAUCUUCAAUAUUAUCCUCAAUAUUAUGGAGCAACAACUCUUCUCCCACAAGCAUGGCCUCAAGUU
Mesorhabditis belari is the source of this 549-nucleotide messenger RNA. Lineage: Eukaryota; Metazoa; Nematoda; Chromadorea; Rhabditida; Rhabditidae. The record is from the annotation of a GenBank genome assembly.